Boeremia exigua is the source of this 554-nucleotide messenger RNA. RefSeq lists its product as uncharacterized. Lineage: Eukaryota; Fungi; Ascomycota; Dothideomycetes; Pleosporales; Didymellaceae. The coding region runs from base 328 to 552 and encodes 74 amino acids. The transcript has a single exon. The record is from RefSeq and is a predicted model, not a curated record.
AUGGUCGUGUUGCGGUGUAUAUAGUGUAAGAAUAGGUAGACCGGUCUGGACUGACCAAAUGUAUCGUGCGCGUUUAUAUGAGUGUAGUCAUGCACGGUGUAAUUCAUCCCAGUCACACUUCCAUAGGCCACUAUUCGCUCCAUCCGUACCGUGGCCGGAACAAUGUGAGCCGUGCUCAAACAAACGCCCUUGAUAUAUCUUGUCAGUCCGAACUGGGCCGCCUACUGCCUACUCCCAGGACCCCCUCUUUUCAGUCUCCAUCUUAAAGCUCCUACACACCUGCGGUAAUCUGUAAUCGUAAUAACACGAACCCUAUAUAAUCACCUAAUGCUCCUUUACUAUUUUACGCCCAACCUCGCAAUGUCUGCUCUUUUGAUGCUGCGUAUGCCUUGCACCGCAGUAUGCAGUGCAGUGUGCUCGUCGCGCUGUCGCCGACAGGGGGGUGAAGACGCUUGGAUUCGGCGCAGCGAGUGCGCGUGCGACGAAGUAAGCGCCAUGCAGUGGGGAGCGCUCGCGGGGAGUCUCACAUGGUGGUCUCACAUGGUGUGCUGAUG